Kalmanozyma brasiliensis GHG001 is the source of this 1539-nucleotide messenger RNA. RefSeq names its product Amine oxidase. The record is from RefSeq and is a predicted model, not a curated record. The transcript is spliced from 2 exons. NCBI's taxonomy places the organism in Eukaryota, Fungi, Basidiomycota, Ustilaginomycetes, Ustilaginales. Bases 1 to 1539 code for a protein of 512 amino acids. Gene Ontology annotation, molecular function: oxidoreductase activity.
AUGGCGAAAGCAGCAGCAACCACGUCCACAGCGGCGGCGAGCAACAUCCUCGACGUGCUCAUCAUUGGUGCUGGCUGGUCGGGUCUCUCGGCCGCGCUGAAACUCUCCCAAGCCGGACGCAAGGUGGCCAUCCUCGAAGCGCGCGAACGCAUCGGCGGUCGAGCAUUCACGCAUACCUGGUCGGACAAGACGGACGUCAACGACAAUGCGCGCACCACCUCUUCGCCCAACGCGAGCGACUACUGGUGCGACUUUGGCUCGUCGUGGAUGCACGGCUAUCUCGAGGGCAGCCCGUUGAAGCAGCUCACGGACAAGUACAACAUCCCCGUCACCAUCCCGAGUCCACGCGAGACGGUCGUAGUGGGCGAGCAGGGCCCGCUGCCGCAGUUGCUGUCGCAGAAGCUGACGGGGAACCUGGGCAAGGCGCAGGAGGCCGCCAAGGCCGCUGCGCAUGAUCAGUCUGCGACGCCGCCCGAUGUGAGCACGUCUCUCGGCGACUUUUUGUACAGCGACAACUCUCCCCUGUUUGCGGGUCUCGAGUCCGAGAGCGAGAAGACGGCCGCUCGUGAGCUCGCACGGAUGCUGCACAUCCCGCUGGGCAUCGAGCUGGAGAAAGCGAGUCUCAAAUUUUUCGGCUUCGAGAAUGCCUUUGCCGGCACCGACGCUGCACCCAAAGGCGGCUUCACCGCCAUCAUCAACAAGCUCGUCGACGAGGUCACCUCGCUGGGCACAUCGAUCCACACCAGCCAAGAAGUGCAGUCGGUGCUUGAUGAGGAUCAAUCGUCCAACGUCAAGAUCACCACCAAACAGGGCCAGGAGUACGUCGCGCGCACCGCCCUUGUCACGAUUCCUAUCGCCGUGCUCAAGAAGACCGCUGGUGGACUGUUCGAACCCGCUCUGCCAGAGAGGAGGCUCGAGACGAUCAAGCGUGUGUCGGUGGGCAACUUGAACAAGGUGCUGCUGCACUACGAUCAGCCGUGGUGGAAUGGCAACACGGGCACGUUCCUCGUGCUGCCCUCGUCUGCAUCCGCGCCUGCAUCGAUCAAGAAGGAUGCAGAGAAGAAGCUGUGGGAGCUGUACUCGUCGACCACGCUCAUCGUCUCGUCUCUGAGCGGAGAUGGUGCGGGCGCUUCCAACUCGCUGCUCGUCAUGGUGGGUGGAGAGUCAGCCAAGCAGCUCGAGGCGUUCGAGCGAUUGGACGCUGGCAAUGCUCUGCAUGCCUACCUGACAACGCGUAUCGUCGGCGAAGCGAGCGACAAGCUUCCCAAGCACGUGUUCUACUCGAGGUGGGCCAAGCAGGCGUUCACCGGUGGUGCUACUACAUCGCCUGUGUCGACCGCGCCCGGUAACUCGCCGCUGGACUUUGAGGCGCUGUCGAGACCUCUUUGGAGCGGUCGGCUUGGAUUUGCCGGCGAACACACCGAGAUCAACCACCGAGGCUCUGCAGCGGGCGCUUUUGUUUCUGGAGAAAGAGAGGCGAACCGCCUGGUGGCUUACCUGGACAAGUUUCAUCCUCGAACGGCCGCGAACAAGCUCUGA